AUGAUUGACUGCACCGCUGAAGGGCUCUUGUUCAUUGAGGCUAAUGCUGAUAUCAGUCUUGACCAGCUUGGCAACACUCUCCAGCCCCCAUUUCCAUAUGUUGAUUUGGUGCUUUUUGAUGUUCCUGCUUCUUCAGGUGUCCUUGGAUGUCCUUUGUUAUUGAUUCAGUUACAAGUACCCCAACUAAUUGACAUUGUCGAAAAUAAUGCGGUUCAGAAGAUGCAAAAUGUGACCCGCUUGAUAUGUGGAGGAUUCAUCUUCGCAGUUCGCCUCAACCAUGCCAUCUGCGACUUAAUUGGAUCGAUUUGUUCAAUUUCUGAACACCAUUGGAGCGAUGGCAAGAGCGGAAAACAAACCAUCUCAGCCACCUGUACGGCAAAGAGUGAUCUUUAG
This is a messenger RNA of Durio zibethinus, 393 nucleotides long. The record is from RefSeq and is a predicted model, not a curated record. NCBI's taxonomy places the organism in Eukaryota, Viridiplantae, Streptophyta, Magnoliopsida, Malvales, Malvaceae.